UCUCUCUCUCUCUCUCUCUCUCUCUCUCUCUCCUCUCUCCUCUCUCUCUCUCUCUCCUCCCUCCCCCUGGCCCCAGUUUGUAAUCUGACACAGUGUACUGCAGAGGCUCUGUCUCUGUCUCUCUCCCUCUCUGGGAGCCCGGGAGGCUGGGCACCGAGAACAUCCAAGAAAUGACCCGGCAUACCUGAAGACCACAGGCGCUAAAGACCAUUUGACAGACCCAACACUGGGAAGACUCCCACCGUGUCUAGAGACAGGGAACCCAGCUGGAGUGCUUGGUGAAAGAUGAACUGAAGACUGAUGUGUAGAGGGAGCAUCAUCUGAGGCCCCCUGGAAAGGCCUUCCCUCGAGGGCCCAGCAGCAUGACCAGGUGAAGGCUGAACAUGCCUGGCUCUCCGUGGUGACCUGAGAGGAGAGCUUGAUUCACUGUGAAGGAGAAACGCCAGCUCCAAGCCAAACUGGAGAACUUGGAACAGGUCCUGAAGCAUAUGCGAGAGGCUGCUGAACGGCGGCAGCAGCUGGAGUUGGAGCAUGAGCAAGCCCUGGCUAUCCUCAAUGCCAAGCAGCAGGAGAUCCAGCUUCUGCAGCAGGCUCAGGUUGAAGCUAAGAAGGAGCAUGAAGGUGCAGUGCAUCUGUUAGAGUCCAAGGUCCGAGAGCUGGAAGAGAAAUGUCGCGUGCAGAGUGAGCAGUUUAACCUUUUGUCUCGGGACCUGGAGAAGUUCCGGCAGCACACUGGGAGCAUUGACUUGCUGGGCAGCAGCUCAGUGGCCUUGUUGGAUGUCCCCUUGGCCCCUGGCAAGCCUUUCCCGCAGUACAUGAAUGGACUAGCCGCCUCGAUACGCAAAGGUCACGAGGGCCCCACCGGACACUACUCUGUGAUUGGUGACUAUAUCCCGUUGUCUGGGGACAAGCUGGAGCCUCCGUGUGUGAAGCCCUCCUUCCUGUUACGAUCCAGCAGCCCAAGAUGCAGAUUUGAGUCCGAGAUGGACAAUGACCGGAACUCUAACAACUCCAAGCAAAGCAGCUCGGGGAAAGUGCACCUGUGUGUCGCCCGAUACAGUUACAACCCCUUUGAUGGGCCCAAUGAGAACCCGGAAGCUGAGCUGCCUCUCACGGCGGGAAAGUACCUCUACGUCUAUGGGGACAUGGAUGAGGAUGGGUUCUAUGAAGGGGAGCUGCUGGAUGGGCAGAGGGGCUUAGUGCCCUCCAACUUUGUGGAUUUUAUCCAGGACAAUGAGUCCCGCUUGGCUGGUACUCUGGGGAGUGAGCAGGACCAGAACUUUCUCAACCAUUCUGGCAUCAGCCUGGAUCGUGACAGCAUCCUUCACCUUCCCUCCCCAACUCAUGUGGACUCAGGCAUCACUGACAAUGGUGAGGGGACUCUGGACAUGAACAUCGACGACAUCGGAGAAGACAUUGUGCCUUACCCUAGGAAAAUCACCCUUAUCAAACAGCUUGCCAAAAGUGUCAUCGUGGGCUGGGAGCCCCCCGCUGUGCCGCCUGGCUGGGGCACCGUGAGCAGUUACAACGUGCUGGUCGACAAGGAGACACGCAUGAGCCUCCCCCUGGGGAGGAGAACCAAGGCGCUAAUCGAGAAACUUAACACAUCCGCCUGCACCUACCGCAUCUCCGUGCAGUGCGUCACGAGCCGGGGCAACUCGGAUGAACUGCAGUGCACGCUGCUGGUGGGCAAGGAUGUAGUAGUGGCCCCAUCCCAGCUGCGUGUGGACAACAUCACACAGAUCUCGGCCCAGCUCUCCUGGCUGCCCACCAACAGUAACUACAGCCAUGUCAUCUUCCUCAAUGAGGAGGAACUGGACAUCGUGAAGGCAGCCAGGUACAAGUACCAGUUCUUCAACCUCAGGCCUAAUAUGGCUUACAAGGUGAAGGUCUUGGCCCAGCCCCACCAGAUGCCCUGGCAGCUACCGCUGGAGCAGAGGGAGAAGAAGGAGGCCUGUGUGGAGUUCUCCACGCUGCCUGCAGGCCCCCCGGCCCCACCACAAGAUGUCAUCGUCCAAGCUGGGGCCACAGCCGCCACGGUUCAGGUCUCCUGGAGGCCCCCUGCGCUGACUCCCACUGGGCUGUCCAACGGAGCCAACGUCACGGGAUACGGCGUGUAUGCCAAAGGGCAGAGGGUGGCUGAGGUCAUCGCUCCCACAGCAGACGGCACGGCGGUGGAGCUGGUCCGGCUGCGAAGCCUGGAGGCCAAGGCCGUGAGUGUGCGCACCCUGUCUGCGCAGGGGGAGUCCAUGGAUUCUGCCCUCGCUGCCAUCCCCCCUGACCUCCUGGUGCCUCCAGCCCCCCACCCGAGGACUGCUCCCCCACCAAAGCCAUUAGCAAGCGACCUGGAUACCAAAGACCAACACCUGGGUCCCCACGUCAAAGUGGACGAGUCCUGGGAGCAGAGUCGGCCACCCGGCCCUGCACAUGGCCACAUGUUGGAACCACCUGACAUGCAUAGCUCUGGCCCCGGCAGAAGGUCACCCUCACCCAGCCGGAUCCUCCCUCAGCCACAAGGAGCCCCCGUGUCCACCACCGUCGCCAAGGCCAUGGCCCGGGAGGCUGCCCAGAGGGUGGCCGAAAGUAGCAGGUUAGAGAAAAGGAGCCUCUUUCUGGAGCGGAGCAGUGCUGGGCAAUAUACCAACUCAGACGAGGAGGAUGGCUACGCCUCCCCUGAGGUCAAGAGGAGGGGCACCUCUGUGGAUGACUUCCUGAAAGGGUCGGAGCUGGGCAAGCAGCCGCACUGUUGCCAUGGAGAUGAUUACCACACAGAGAGCAGCCGGGGGUCAGACCUGUCGGACAUCAUGGAGGAGGAUGAGGAGGAGCUGUACUCAGAGAUGCAGCUGGAGGAUGGGGGCCGGCGCCGGCCCAGUGGUACCUCUCACAACGCCCUCAAGAUUUUAGGAAACUCUGCUUUGAUGGGGCGAGGAGACCGGAUGGAUCACGUGAGCCGAAGGUAUCCUCACGGUGGCGGAGGUCCUCAGAGGCACCGGCCGACAAUGGCUCCAUCCAUUGAUGAAUACACCGGGCGAGACCGCCUUUCCCCGGACUUCUAUGAUGAGUCAGAAACCGACCCUGGUGCUGAGGAGCUCCCGGCCCGCAUCUUUGUGGCACUGUUUGACUAUGACCCACUUACCAUGUCCCCAAACCCUGACGCUGCGGAAGAGGAGCUUCCCUUCAAAGAAGGACAGAUCAUCAAGGUAUAUGGAGACAAAGACGCAGAUGGCUUCUACCGUGGGGAGACCUGCGCCCGGCUUGGCCUCAUUCCCUGUAACAUGGUCUCCGAGAUCCACGCGGAUGACGAAGAGAUGAUGGACCAGCUGCUGAGACAAGGCUUCCUCCCUCUGAACACACCCGUGGAGAAAAUAGAGAGAAGCAGAAGAAGUGGCCGGGGUCACUCUGUGCCCACGCGAAGAAUGGUGGCACUCUACGACUAUGACCCGAGGGAAAGCUCCCCCAACGUGGACGUUGAGGCUGAACUUCCGUUUUGCACAGGAGACAUUAUUACUGUUUUUGGUGAAAUCGAUGAAGAUGGAUUUUAUUAUGGAGAGCUGAAUGGGCAGAAGGGCCUGGUGCCUUCCAACUUCCUGGAAGAAGUGCCUGAUGAUGUGGAGGUCCACCUUUCUGAUGCUCCACCCCACUACUCCCAGGAGCCACCCAUGCGCUCCAAGGCCAAAAGGAAGAAGAGUGUUCAUUUCACACCCUAAUCAGGCAUGUAGCCUUCACGUAAGUGAGCAACCGAAGACACCUUAGAGAGAUACCGACUUAAGCUACCCUAAGCGGACAGCGCGGUAGUCUUAAGACUUCAAUGUGGGCUUAAAGAAAGAGAGAGAGAAAAGAAAUAUGUCUCAAAAAAACCCAUUGGACCUAAAGUAUUAUAGGCUGUCUCACCUGUUCUCAGUUGCCCGGCAACUGGAUGCAUAGUGAAACGAAUCAUCUCGAACAAUCAUUUUUAAAUAUGUCCAUUGAGAAUACGGGAAAGGCCAACCUUGGGAACAUAUUUCUUAAAGCUGUUUGUUUACACAGAGUGCGCCAGCGUGUACUCACAGGGGACGCUGCCUGUUGCAUUGUUAGCCACCCUCAGUAAAAGCACAACAUGAUCCACGUGUUUACUGUAAGCACGUUUGAAUCAUACCAAUAGCCAAGACUUUCAAACUUUUCAUCCCAGAUCAAGCCCUGAGGGGUGGCCUUGGCUCUGGGCAUGCCAAAGCUGGCCGGAACACCCAGCUGCAGCACCUUGGCCUUAGGAGCAGGUGUUCCCUCUCCUCAAAGCACAAUUGUCCCGAGCUCAUGGAGGUGAGAGAGAGGUGUGGGCAUACCAAUGCAACACUGUCUCCCGACUCGGCAGCUCCCGCGAUUGCACUAGCUGGCCCCCCCCCCCCCCGUGGUAUCUUCAGGUGUGCUUUGGGGUGCGCCCUAGGUGUUCUCCAUUAGAGGUAGACCUUGAUUUUAAAUCCAAGCAAGCUUGGGGCCCCCUUGCCUUGUAACGGUAUGCCCGCCGCGGGCCUGGCUCUCAACUUGCCAGGUUUUGCUCUGGGGAGUUUCGAGAGCCCGAGGCCUGGCGAUCACUGGCCGUGCUCCGGUGUGCCUAGCCGCGGAAUGAGGUAAAAUUGGCACUCUCUGUCCCUGCAUCAAAUUCUACCCCUUCAGAGCACUGAUGGUUGGCUUUUUUUUUUCCCACCUGAAAGUCUCUCAAAACCUACCAUGUGCUGGGGAAAAAAACAUACACUCCUCUAUUUGGAAAUGGUAAGAGUGUCCAAGAAGGGCCUUUGAGCUUCCUUAGAUUGCAAUUAAGGUUCAUUCCAGUUUUUUUUUUCUUUCAAACAGUGUGCCAUCCCCAAAGUUUCUGUAGGAUUCUAACUGACCCAAGGGCUCACUCCACCAUGGCAGGGUCUUAGCUACCCACCUAGUUCACGAUCCAUCCAAAUUCCCAUUGAGACCUUUUGCUUUACAAUGAUUGAUGGGUACGCGGCCACCUUGCCUACCCAUCUGAUUGACAAUACCUUCCCCUGCUUCUAGUCUGAAUUUUCAGAGUAAAUUAUGGCCUGGCUCUCUUUGCCAAAGCGAUGGCCACCCCGUCUCCCAAGACAAAGACCGCGAAAGCCCAUCGAGGCCAGCCUCUCUCUCAGAGGGGCCUUGGGAGCGGGCGUGUGCUUCUCAUGGCAUACUUUAAAAAUUGAAAGAAGAAACCACCCACCCACCCUUUCCCCUGGCUGGCGGGAGAUGGGGCAGUACGCGUUACCGAGUGAAUUGUUGUUGGUGCUGACGCACUCAAACUGUCGCAAUGUACCUACUAGGUUCCUCCCGAGGGUUCAGGGACAGCAAGGAGAGCUCCAUCCCCCACAGCCCAUCUCCAUUCGGGGUCACCUACGUCAUCUAUGGGUUCUGGUAGUCCUGGGAGAGGCAGGGAAAUGUCCUCGAAAAAGAAAAAAGGGCUGCUCUCCAGAGGCAAGAAACUGCUGAAAAGGCUGGGUGCGGUGAAGUGACCUGGGAGCCUUCGGACAGUUCCAAAUCCAUGUCACUUGCUUUAAUUCCAAACUAGGGCUUUCAUGACUCCCAAAACCCAACCUUGACCCUCGUCCCGCUCAGCAGUAGAGAGAUGCGCUCUUACACUACCAUCCACAUAAUACUAUUGGAGAGAUCAGGGAGGGCUGCUUUGUGGUCCCCUCCUCCUCCACUCCCAAAGUUCUAUCCAAAGCCUGGGGUGGGAGGUGGGAGGGGCAGCUGGCUGAGCAGCAGGGAGGGAGGGCUCUCUGCAGCGCCCCCUACCUGCAGUUCCAGCCUGCACACACUUGACAUCAGCCCUUACAGGAUUUCUGACCUUCCCCCCCCCCCCCCACUUCUCAAGAUGCUUGCCUCAUCAUGCAUUACUGUCAUUUCCACUCUGGUCUUGAAAUUCCUAGUUUAAUUCGCCUUGAUGUUUUGCCUUAUAACUGCACAGUGGUUUGUACUGUCGAAUAAAAACACCGUGUAUACUUCUCAUGUGUUGUGCAUUCCUGGGCUUCAUCCUCCCUGACACAGUGGCUUCACAUCACAGUGGCCCAGGCCCUACAUUUUCUGAUGCCUGCCUUGGUCUUUCAAAGCCAGCCAGCAAACAUACAGGAGAUGUUUACUUAUCCACCCCCACACACACACAAGAGCAAAGGAGAGGGAGAGACCGGCAGCAUGCACGUCCCUCUGGCCAGCCAGGGAGCUGCUAAACGACCUUUGCGUUCAGUGUCCCAUCCCGUGGCUUUUAGAUUUCUGUUACUUUCAGUAUUUAUUCAAACGCCUUGCCCCGAUACACCACCAACAGCACACCCAGCAAAGCCACCGUAUGUUUCAUUAGCCAGAUCAGAAGGAGCCUACACUGAAAUCUCGCAGCCCCGGCCCCACACUCAUCUUUAACAUUAGCCUUGAACAGCAGACCUCCCGACAGACAUGCUGGCAGAGGUGUGUGUCGGUCACUACUUUGUAAUUCCUGUCCACUGUAAACUGUUUCUACUCUUUAUACACACUUUUCAGACUGCCUUUCUUUUGUAAUUUCUGGAAGGUUUAUAAAUGAACGACAACGCUUCCCCCAUUGUGUCUUCAAAAACUAUAUUGUAAAUUGUAAAAUAAUUGUAUGUGGUAGACUGAUUAAAAGGCUGUUCCUCAGUGUGUGAAGUGCUGUGUGGAUGUGUGCAUGUGUACAGUUAGGGUGACUUAUUUUCUAGAAAUAAACUUUGUUAUUUUGUACAAUG
Peromyscus maniculatus bairdii (prairie deer mouse) is the source of this 6722-nucleotide messenger RNA. RefSeq names its product RIMS binding protein 2 (gene Rimbp2). Lineage: Eukaryota; Metazoa; Chordata; Mammalia; Rodentia; Cricetidae. Gene Ontology annotation, biological process: neuromuscular synaptic transmission. Gene Ontology annotation, molecular function: protein binding. The record is from RefSeq and is a predicted model, not a curated record.